AUGUCAAGGCCGCAACAACCCCAUGUAUCGGAAGCCUUGAAGGCCGAAGAUGGCAUAGCGGGGGCGACCUCACAGAAAGCGGCACUGGAAGCGGCUAUCACUGCCGCGGAGCAUUACAUGAAAGCCCUGCGGCUGGCCCCUGCCGACGAGAAGAAACAGCUUGAUUCCAAAUGCAAGGAAUUGAUCAUCCGAGCCGAGACGAUCAAGCGCGCUACUGACUGGAAAGCUGCUGCGGGGCCCCAACCCAUUCAGAGCUUAAGCCCGCCUGCAUCCACACGGAAGCUCACCACGCGGGAGGAGAUCAUUAUUCUUGAGGGCGCGAAACUGAAUGGCUAUAUCUUUCCACCCUGGAGUCGAGCCCCGAAUGAAGAUGAAUUCAUCCUGAAAGAUCGGCCUUUCACGGAUUCACCUGAUCUGCAUCUUUCCGACCUCCAGAAAGAUAUUUUUGCAGGAUGGAAACGACCACAUGAUUUAUUGAAGGAUGCGGCCACGCCAGGCACAGCUAAUCCAACCAUCUCAGCUUCAGGCCAAACCGAUCUGGUGCAAGAUGUCUUGACUGAUUGCUCGGUUGUGGCCAGCUUAUGUGCCACAACGUCUCGAUCAGAACGAAGACUUGGGCAGAAUGCGACACCGACAAUGUAUCCGUGCAAUGACGAGGGAAAUCCAGUACUAUCGCUGUCUGGAAAGUAUAUAUUCCGCCUAUACUUCAAUGGAUCCUUCCGGAGAGUGGUGAUUGAUGACCGGCUGCCUUCAUCCAAAACCUCAAGAUCACUGCAUGUGAUCGAUCGAAACAACCCCAAUUUUCUCUGGCCCGCUCUUGUCGAGAAGGCAUAUCUGAAAAUUCGCGGCGGCUAUGAUUUCCCAGGAAGCAACUCAGGAACUGACCUUUGGGUGCUGACCGGAUGGAUACCCGAGCAACUCUUUAUACACAACGCCGAUUUCACCUCCGAUGAGAUCUGGGAACGUCUAUACAAGGCCUUUUAUCAUGGAGAUGUGGUUUUGACCAUUGGAACAGGCAGUCUGACCGAGACCGAGCAACAAGGUAUGGGCUUGGUAGGCGAGCACGACUAUGCUAUUCUUGAAAUGAAAGAAUCUCAAGGGCGCCGUCAGUUCCUCUUGAAGAACCCGUGGGCUGGAGCAGAUCCACAUAUACCGAAUAAUCUUAAUCUUGAUCCCAGCAAAUCUCCUCUGGCCCCGGGGACCUUUUGGAUGGACUGUGAGCAGGUGUUUCAGAACUUCGAAAACCUUUAUCUGAAUUGGAACCCUGGGUUGUUCAAAUAUCGCGAAGACAUUCAUUUCACCUGGGAUUUGUCUCAUGGACGUGUUAUUUCCGGCUGUUUUGUGAAAAACCCCCAGUUCUCCCUCUCCAGCGAAGCCGGAGGGACAGUUUGGCUUUUACUUGGGAGGCAUUUCAAGACCGAUGAUAUUCAAAGUGCGACAGGAUUUAUCAGCAUCUAUAUAUUCCAAGCAGAUGGCCGAAGAGUGUCCCUGAGUGAUGGACAUCUCCACCGUGGUCCAUAUGUCGAUUCUCCAAAUACUCUCAUGAGGUUGGAAAUGCCUCCGAAGUCAAGGUGGACCGUGGUGGUCUCAGAGCAAUCUCUUCCAUCCUCUAGCCAAAACUUCACGCUUUCAGCAUUCUCGAAUUCUCCUGUGUCAGUGGCGCCGUCACUAGAUAAAUAUUUAUGCGUGACAAAGGCAACCACUUCAUGGACUGCAAUGACAGCCGGCGGUAAUGCCGAGUCACCUCGUUACCAUUCGAACCCACAAUUCAGCCUACAGAUAUCCGAGAGAACGGAUCUUUCCAUCUUGCUCGAGGUAGCAGAACCAGAACUAGCGACGCACGUCAAGUUAUUCUGGUCCAACGGCCAGCGCAUCUCACGAGUGCGAAGCCGAGAUAUCAUCGCAGAUAGUGGUGAAUACCGCCGGGGUUGUGCAUUGGCCGAGACGAAGUCCCUGGAGAAGGGCACUUACACCAUAGUCUGCUCCACCUUUGCAGCUGACCAGCUUGGCCGCUUCACGUUAUGGAUUUCCUCAACGAUCCCAUGUAUAGUGCAACCAUUGGCAUCCGAGUCCGCUGGACGGCGCGUUGUCUUAUCUGACGUCGGUGUUCUACCGCCCGGUCAAGAUCGCAUGUUGGCAUCGCUGCAGGUGUCACGCCUGACGCGAAUCAGACUCAUUGCGAGAAAUAAACAGUCUACGAUUGGCUCUCGUGCUGUGGCUCCGUCGCCUGUGCUGAUGACCGUGGAGCUGGGCCAAGGUCCAUAUAAAGAAAUUCUAGCCACCUCAGAGGACGGUAUUCACAGUGAUACGGUGUCCGGAGUUCGGGUAGAGGACUUCGAUCUAUAUCCCAACGGUGAGUCACGCAGUGUCUGGAUUGUGAUUGAGCGCAUUGGUGGACCAGGAGGACAAGUAGAAGACCAUUUCGAAGUUGAGGCGCUGGCAGAAGAGAAAGUGGAGAUAGGAACGUGGGUAAUUGAAGAUGAAUGA
This is a messenger RNA of Penicillium nucicola, 2487 nucleotides long. Its product is annotated as calpain-like protease PalBory. The transcript has 4 exons. Gene Ontology annotation, molecular function: calcium-dependent cysteine-type endopeptidase activity. Bases 1 to 2487 code for a protein of 828 amino acids. Gene Ontology annotation, biological process: proteolysis. NCBI's taxonomy places the organism in Eukaryota, Fungi, Ascomycota, Eurotiomycetes, Eurotiales, Aspergillaceae. The record is from RefSeq and is a predicted model, not a curated record.